AUGGCUCCCAUCCCAGUCCAUAUAAAACAUGCAGGGAAGACCUACGACAUCCAGCUCGACCCCGAUCUCCCACCAGCUGUCUUCAAGGACUCGGUCUACCAACUGACGGGUGUCCCACCUGAUCGAAUGAAGGUCAUGGUUAAAGGAGGAGUUUUGAGGGACGACUCGUCAUGGAAGAAAAUCGGUCCUAAGGAGGGCCAAACGUUCAUGGUCAUUGGGGCUGCAGGAGAGCUACCUAAAGCACCUACCAAACCCGUCGUCUUCCUAGAAGAUAUGGAUGAUUCGGAAUUGGCACAAGCACUCGCAAAGCCAGUAGGAUUGACCAACCUUGGGAAUACGUGCUACAUGAAUGCCACUGUUCAAGCCCUUCGAGCUGUGCCAGAGCUCCAAGUUGCAUUGACCGCCCCCUCAUUACAAUCAACAACACCUCUCCCAGAAUCUCUGCGCGAUCUCUAUCGUAACAUGACUCUUACUACAGACGGUAUAACCCCCAUCAAGUUCCUGCAAGUUCUGCGGCAAGUGAACCCCCAAUUCGCGGAGAUGGACCGCACCGAGAAGCGAGCCCAAGAUUUCAUGAUGGGCAGGCAGGUGUAUUCUCAGCAAGAUGCCGAGGAGUGCUAUAAUGCCAUCGUAAACUCUCUACGGAACGUACCUGGACUGGAUGCGGAAGGAAAGUCUCUCAGCACGGGACCCGAAGCUGUUACGGGAACGAAGAAAUUUGUGGAACAAUAUCUCAUGGGAGAGAUGCGUCGAGAACUAAAGUGUGACGAAGCCCCUGAAGAGCCGGCAACAAUCUCAUCUGAGCCUGUGCUGAAGGUCGAGUGCAAUAUCACCAUCACCACAAACUUCAUGCUUUCCGGAAUCAUGAACUCUCUCGAUACGACGCUUGAGAAAACCUCCCCAUCGCUAGGGAGGCAAGCCAAUUACACUCAAAAAUCGCGCAUGUCUAGACUACCCACGUACUUGACGGUACACAUGGUGCGAUUCGCCUGGAGGGAGGAUAUUAGCAAGAAGGCCAAGAUCAUGCGUAAAGUCAAAUUCCCUCUUGAGUUCGAUGCUCUCGAUAUUGCGACGGAAGAGCUCCGUACGAAGCUCCUACCUGCCAGCCGAAAGCUAAAAGAUAUUGAGAAGGAACGCGCUGAAAGGCGAAAGGUCAGGAAGAAGACCAAGAGCGUAGUCGUUCCAUCUUCAGUUCCUCUUUCCCUGGCGAAUGCCGUUGGCACUGUUGUUAGUCAAGAUGUCGACAUGGCCGACGGUUCCGCCCCUGUGGUGCACGCACAUGUGGUGAUAGAUCCGGUCGCGGAGGCUGAGAGAGAGAAGGAGCGAAAAGAAGUUCAAGCUGCAGCCGAGUUGGAAGACGAGCUUGUGUACCGCCAGCGAGAGGCAGAGGAAAUGGACAAGGUCAUCGACGAGGACGUGAAGAAGGACAUCGGGAGCAGCACUACGGGAUUGUACGGCCUUGUUGCCAUCAUUACACACAAGGGUGCCGCAGCUGACGCUGGUCAUUACAUGGGUUAUGUCAAGAAGAGCGUCUUCCACGCGUACAAGGACGGUGGCAAGUUCCUCUCUGCGCUUGCGGGCGCGACGUCCACAUCCGCGGCCGCAUCGACGAUGGGAAUGACGUCACAGGAGCUCGACGACCUCGAAGGCGACGAGGACUGGUACAAGUUCGACGAUGAAAAAGUGUCGGAAUUCCCGAAGGAGAAGCUUGGCACGCUUGAUGGAGGAGGAGAGGACUCGAGUGCUCCCAACGACUCCUCCAGUCCAGCCUGGCGGGCGCACGCGGCGAAUAGCGACGAGAUUGUUGCCAACCGGCGGGACAUGCGCGACCUCCUCCGCUCCCAUCCGCCCAAUGUCGUUGUAGUCAGCGGUACGGUCGAGAUGUAUGCGUUCCACAUGAGGCGGCCUUCGCUCUGGGGUUUCAUCUGCAUCUCGGAGGAGUAUGUGCAACUGUGGGAGGAGGCUUCAGGCGGUGCUGAGAUCGGCCAUUGGGUUUACACACUGAAAACCGGUGAGACCCAAGAGGAUGAGCCGAGCCUUAUUCCAAAGAAGAUUAGGUCCACAUGCGAUAGUGCUGCUGGGGAGGCUGGAAACUUCGUAGAAGUGCAGAGCCGUGGCGGCAUCUUGUAUUACUCCAAGGAAGCCGGGAAGGAUGUGCCUUUUCCCCUCGCCUACAUGCUUAAACUCACGGUAUAUUGGCUGUCCUAUCUCCAAGUAUAUCUUCCAGAAUGCCCGAUCGUCAAUCCCUCCCUACGGUUCAUUCCCCCGCCUCCUUCUCCCGGUUCAUCUCCGGAAGUUGUGGAGAAGGUCAAAGGGGAUGCUUUCUUUCCCUAUACGGCCGAUAACUGCACUCAGCAUCCUGAUCAUGUUGAGCCUCCCUUGGAAUAUGUCAGCUUCGGGCUAGAGGAAAUCCUCCAGGAGCGCGAGUUGGAGGGUGGUGGUGGCAGUGGUGAAUAA
Molecule: messenger RNA, 2457 nt
Organism: Cyclocybe aegerita
Lineage: Eukaryota; Fungi; Basidiomycota; Agaricomycetes; Agaricales; Hemipholiotaceae
Source: the annotation of a GenBank genome assembly